This is a messenger RNA of Pyrus x bretschneideri (Chinese white pear), 2321 nucleotides long. RefSeq lists its product as uncharacterized. Bases 1590 to 2228 code for a protein of 212 amino acids. The record is from RefSeq and is a predicted model, not a curated record. The transcript has 2 exons. NCBI's taxonomy places the organism in Eukaryota, Viridiplantae, Streptophyta, Magnoliopsida, Rosales, Rosaceae.
CACCUCCACUAAAGUCAGUAAUACUUUUCUCUAACUUUAAUUAGUUUAUUUAAUUUAAUAAAAUUAAUUAAAACCCCCAAUAUUAGCACUGACCCGCUUAAAUAUGCGUUUUAUAUCAUUGCAGGAGAUUUCUAUUUAAAUGUUUUCUAUCCAUUUAUCAUCAAGCUAGGAAUUAUCUACACUCCACCUUUUUUUUUUUUUUUUUCAUUUUAAUUUUCUUUAAUGAUGACUAUGUGACCAUGUCUUGUUGCUUUUGUCCCUUCAUUUCUUAAUUCGAAGGAAUUCAAUUGAGUUGGUUCAGAAAUAACUGCCUGCGCAUGCAUGAAGCUUUAGAGAUUGCAUGGAUGUCAGCUACUCUUUUAGGUUUGCAUGUUAUUGCCACUUUACAAGGCUGAAAUUUGACUGAGGGGUCAUAAUUUGAGUGGGAGCUAGCUACUCUUCCUGUAAAUUGCUUCCUAAGAAAUAGUAUUUGUUGAUGAUGGAUCUCCAAGGAGACCAGCCAUAGCUUUCAAAGGUAUUGAAGUGUCAGAAAGUGUGAAAGCAAUCUGCAGACAAGUGGGUCUUUUGAGUGAGCGUCAUCAAGAAAAACAAAUUUAUCUUUAGAGGAGAAAAUGAGCAUUAUCUUUACUGAAAGUCAGAUGGAAAGUGCCAUGUGGUGAGCUCAGAUGGGAGCACAUGGUUUCCUCUCAUUUCCAAGCACUCAGUCUGUGUAAACCAAUACAGGGAAAAAACUAUGGAGGUUUUGGGUUUUUCAAGAGAAUCAGUUGCAGAGAUAAACUUGAUAAACUUACUUGAUUGGUGUGGUAGGUGUUAGAAAACACAGAAACCCAGUUUUUUGUUUAAUUGGGGACUGUUGGGAACUGUGUAUUGAGUCUGUGAUGAGAGAACCCUUUAGUACAACUCCUCCAUUUUAUUUAGUAAUAAAAUACCUAAUAUAUUUGUUCUUCUCCUUACCUACUUGCUUCCUCAUUGCAAACUAGUUGAAUUAAUUUAGCUGCGGCUUCCUCUUUCCUCAAAUCUCAAAGCACAGCUUACAGCUUAAUUAGUUUCAUAUAUACUUCCUCCUUCCUGUUCAUGCUUUCUCAGACAACUGUUUAUCUGCAGUUUCUUCUUCAAAUCCCCCAUUCAGAACUUUCCUUUCUAGGUUUUUGUUAAAAAUAUUUGAGGAAACCUCAAAAUUUUGAGCCUUUCAUUUUUUUCCUGUUUUGAUCAAUUUUUUUUUUUAAUUACGAAAGAGGAUUUCGAACUCUAGAUCUCUAGCCUAUUAAUUUAACCUAGGGCUCUACCCACUUUUACCAUUGGGCUACUCCUGUGGCUCUUUCAUUUUGAUUUUUACAUACUAUUUUCUUGCUUAUUCUGGAGUUGAAAACAGGCAGACUACCACCUUUCUGCAAUAUAUAAUUUUGUUUCCAGAAUUUACCCUUUAGUAUUCUUCUCUACAUAUCUCUACCAAACUUAUAUUUACUGUACAAUAUUCAAAUCCAACGAAAAGGAAAGUUUUCUCUCCACUUACCCUAAUUUUUCCUUCCAAUAAUUACUUACUCAGGCUUGAGUAAUUCGUGGAGUUGGAAAAAUUACUUGAAGGUCAAAUGGCUACUCCUUUGUGGUUCUUCAGAUUUCCACCACCUUUGUUGCUUGUUCUUGCUCCAUUCCUUGUAUUGAUUGGAUUCAUGGGGUUUGGAUUCCUCUCCAUCUUCCUAACAUCUAUGGUACUGAUUUUCUCGACCUUUUUUUUCCCAUUUUCUAAGCAAAAACCUCUUCAUCUGGUUGAGAAUAAGUUAGUUGAAGAAAAACUGUUCAUUCCUUGCUUGGAAGAUGCAAAACAUCAAAGUGCUACCCCACAAGAGAAGGAUGCUGAAGAAGCACAACUGAGCUCACCGGAUUUGAUAUCAGAAAGUGAAUGCCUUGAUCACUUAUCAACCAGUGAUGAUUCUGAAUUAGUUGACUGGUCGUUUGGAGACAGUGUGGCUCGGAGCCCAGAUUUCUCAGAUGGCUCCAUUUCCGACGAGGAUAGCCUCAUCGAAAUAGCCCUCCCGGGUGGAUACUAUGUCGGUCACAAGGAGCAUGACUCAGUGGUUAACCUGCAGCAGAAAAUGCCAGGUCUGUCCAUUUUUAAGCAGCAUACUAUAUUGGAGCUUUUGGCUGAGAUGAAUGAGGAAGAAAAUUUGUUCGAAAUCGACUUAUCCAUGGGAUCCAUCAAGUGUUCAAGGUUUGAGAUUGAAGCUUGAGAGUUACCUUCUUCUUCUUUUAUUCAAUUUUAUGACCAUUUUUAUGUUUUUGAUCCUCCAUGGAUUUGGUUGAAGAUAAAGUUUACAACUUUA